GCCAGAUUUAUAUUGAGAUGGUGUUCAUUGUGUACUCCGACGACUCACCAACAUAUAUAGAUUUUUAUGUUUGUAUGAAGAUGGCUGGAAUUGGGGAGCUAGCUGCAGGAGGUGCAGUAGGACUAGCAUUUUCAUUGCUGUAUAACGCUGCAAGCGCGCUGGUCAUCGAAUCCAAUCAGUUUAAACCCCGUCUCGAACAGCUCAUGGUCACGUUAAACAGCUUAAUACCAUUGAUCAAAGAGAUAGAAGAUGGUAACAGGGAACUGGAUCGUCCCAAUGAAACAGUAUAUCUUCAAAGGAAACUGGUGAAGGGCAAAGAGCUCAUUGACAAGUUGUCCAAAGUUGGUGGUUGGAAUUUGUUCAAACCUUACUACAGCAGACAGCUUGUUGAAUUGGAUAGUUCUCUCAACGGGAUGUUGCAGAGGCUAAUACCAGUGGGAGUAAGGGAUGGCCAAGAUAUAUUGAUUGAAGUAAGGUCCAUAAAGCGCAUGAUGAUCCAAAAUGGGCUGCAUGAUGAUCAGGUACAGAAUCAAAAUCCAGUUGGUGAUGGUGAAACUAGAGCUACAUCACCUUAUCCACCAUCUUCCCCUAUUGGAUUAGAUGAGCCUUUAAGGGAAUUGAAGAUGAAGCUUCUUCAUAAUGAUCAAGUGUCAAUGCUUACGGUAACUGCUCCCGGAGGCUCCGGGAAAACCACUUUGGUGCAAAUGUUUUGUAAUGAUCAGGAAGUAAAAGAAAAGUUCGACAACAGAAUCUUCUUUGAAACUGUUUCGAGCAAACCCAACUUAGAUGAGCUGGAAACAUCUCUGGAGAAAUUUCGAAAGGAAGUAGAAGGAAAUGCUGCACUGCUGGUGCUGGAUGAUGUUUGGCUUGACUCAUCAAGAACCCUUCUUGAAAAGAUACAUCAACGCAGCGAAUGGUCAAGUUACAAGACUCUUGUGACAUCAAGAGAAUUUCCAAAAUAUGGUUCCCAUUUUCCUUUAAAUCCAUUGACAGAUGAUGAGGCAAUGACUCUUCUCAAGGAAUCUAUAUCCCCGGAGAAUUCCUCUGGUACUGCAGAUGAACUUCUGGAACAGAUAAUAAAGUACUGUAAGAGAUAUCCACUUGCCAUUACAGUGGUUGGAAAAUCACUUUUCAGGGAGAGUAUAGAGAUGUGGAAAGAAAAAGUAAUAGAAUGGUCUAAGAGUUCUAUUCUCGAAGAUCAAGCUAUUUUGCUUGACCGCCUUCAACCCAGCUUAGAUGUUUUGGGUGAAGAUGGCGCUAUCAUCAAGGAAUGCUUCAUAGACCUUGCUUCACUUCCUGAAGAUGGGAGAGUCUCUGCUGGUGUGCUCAUUGAUGUGUGGGCAGAGCUACAUAGCCUACCUGAAAAUGGGGCUAUUGUGAGAUUGCAGCACCUGAACAAUCGUAAUCUGGCCAAACUUGUUAUCACAAGCAAGGAGAAAGAGUAUGUGGAUGGCUGCUACAGUGAAUAUUUUGUUACGCAGCAUGAUAUGCUUAGAGAGCUGGCAUUGCAUCAGAUUCGUCUGGACCCUAAAGGAGAGAGCAAAAGACUGAACAUAGACAUCUGUGGAGAUCAUCCUCCGCAACGGUGGAUACAAAAUAAAAAUAAGCUGGAGGAAACUCGUUUGUUAUCUAUAUCGACAGAUGGCGAGUUCUCAUCAAAAUGGGACAACAUACAUCUAGCAAAAGCUGAGGUUUUGAUUCUGAAUUUUCAGACAAAGAACUAUGCUUUUCCCAAAUUGAAUAGAAAAAUGUCCAAGGGAUUAAAGGUUCUGAUAGUCAGAAACAAUGGUUUAUCACCUGCUGAUAUGAGUAAUUUGGAACUGAGUUCUUUGCCUAAUCUGAAGAGAGUCAGAUUAGAGCGCAUUUCCAUUUCUUCCAUAAGCUUGAAGAAAAAGAAAAAGCUGAGAAUUCUUGAGAAGAUAUCUUUGUUCAUUUCUUCCAUAAGCUUGAAGGAAAAGAAAAACUUGAGAAGUCUUGAGAAAAUAUCUAUGUUCAUGUGUAAAACUGGCCAAGCUUUCAGCAACAGUUCAAUCCGAUUUUUUGAGGCAAUGCCAAGUCUGGUGGAGGUAAACAUUGACUAUUGCAAUGAUUUAAAGGUACUGCCUGCUGAUCUCUGUGGUCUUCAGCGCCUAAAGAAGCUUGUUAUCACCAACUGUCAUAACCUAUCUUCCUUGCCUGAAGAGAUUGGAAAGCUGAGCAACUUAGAAGUCCUAAGGCUACGGUCUUGCACAGAGCUGGAAACUUUAAACGACUCGAUUACAAACCUCAAGAUCUUAAACUUCCUCGACAUAUCUGAUUGCUUCAGCAUUAAGAUGUUGCCUGAAGACAUUGGUCAGCUGAGCAAAUUGAAGACGAUCAACAUGAGACAGUGCAAAAGAUUACAGGGGUUGCCUACAUCAAUCUGGGAGCUUGAGAACACAUUGAAGGAAGUAAUAUGUGAUGAAGAGACUGAAGAGUUAUGGGAACCUUUCAGAAUGAUCAAGGACUUGCGCAUAACAGUGGUCAAAGAAGAAUUCAACUUACGUUGGCUCUUUGGUCAUUGAUCUUAGUCUUGAGAUGUGUCUUGAGAAUAUGUUUGAGUGAAAAGAUAAUAAGGACAUUACCUAUGAGCUUGUAAGGAUUUGAGUUGUAACUGUAUUUAUCAAGUGUGAUUUUGGA
Argentina anserina (silverweed cinquefoil) is the source of this 2658-nucleotide messenger RNA. Its product is annotated as probable disease resistance protein At5g66900. NCBI's taxonomy places the organism in Eukaryota, Viridiplantae, Streptophyta, Magnoliopsida, Rosales, Rosaceae. Gene Ontology annotation, biological process: defense response to fungus. The record is from RefSeq and is a predicted model, not a curated record. Gene Ontology annotation, molecular function: ADP binding.